Molecule: messenger RNA, 603 nt
Organism: Dictyostelium discoideum AX4
Lineage: Eukaryota; Evosea; Eumycetozoa; Dictyosteliales; Dictyosteliaceae
Exons: 1
Coding region: 1-603 (200 amino acids)
Source: RefSeq, a predicted model, not a curated record
AUGGGAAUUCUCCCAUCUGAAACAUUAGAUAAAAAAUAUAGAAAACAAUUAAUAAAAUCAAUCUCAUCGAAUAAUUCAAUUCAUAGACUUUUAUAUUUCAUCGAAAAUGACAAAGAAUUAAUUCAACUUCACCCCUGUGAAAUCAUUGAAAAAUUUUUCAAUUGUCAUGGUUUAACAUUUUCAAAUAUAAUUCUCAAUCAUCCUAAUUACUCUCAAGAUUUUAAAUUAUUAAUUUUAAUUUCAUCAAUUAUGUUUAUUAUUUUUAGUAGUUUUAGUUAUAGUUGUGGAAGUAGUGGUAGUAGUAUAACAACUUCAAGAGAUUAUAUCAUUAAAUUAAAUCAAUUAAAAUUUGAUCAAUCAAUAAUAUUUGAUAAUGAUUUAAUCGAUGAAUCAAUUGACAAAGUAACAGAAACAAAGAAAAGAUAUUUAAGAGGAGUAUUUAUAAAUUACUUUGAAAAUUCAUUACCAACAUUCUCUAAAAAUAAUAAUUUAAUAAUUAUUUCUCGUUUAAUUUUAAUUAAAAUUAAAAAUGUUAUUCAAAAAAAUAGUAUUGAUGUUAUUGAUAACAAUAAUAAUAAUAAUAAUUUAAUUUUUUCAUUUUAA